This is a messenger RNA of Owenia fusiformis, 930 nucleotides long. Lineage: Eukaryota; Metazoa; Annelida; Polychaeta; Sabellida; Oweniidae. The record is from the annotation of a GenBank genome assembly.
UUGACGACUACAACAUUAUCUCCAAUUGAGCGAUGUGGCGAAAGUUGUUUUCCAGUAUUAGGGUCUGUGAAAGCAACAAAUCUCGAGUUUACAAAUGCCUUUUUAGAUCCAGAGUCUGAGGAAUACAAGGCACUGGAAGACGACGUCAGACGGGCUUUGAUUGCUACAAUAAGUGAAGAUCCAACUAUAGGAAGCAAUUUGUUUGACAUCCAAAUCACAGAUAUAAGAGAGGGGAGUGUUAUCGUGGAUUAUAUUGUUGUCGUAGAAUCCUACGUUAGACCAGGGCAGAUAAAGAAAUGUAUAAAUGAUGUAGCCCAAGCUAAUGAUUCAUUUAUUGGUGCAUACAGAAUACAGGAAACGGCUACCAUUUCUACAGGGGAUGACUAUUUGAUCUUGUCACGAGGAAUUCCGAGUUCAAAAUUGACAUCCUCGUCAAACUAUGAUACAACUAUGGCGGCGUUUCGUGGCCGACUCUUUAAUGUAGGCGAUGGUGAGAAUUUUGGACAUUGGAGUGCCUCCAGUUUGAAUACGGACCAAUAUAUCCAAGUGGAUCUUGGGACCAAUUGCACAGUGACUGCUAUUGCCACACAGGGGCGACAUGGCUCUGAUGAAUGGGUGACAUCAUACAGAGUGGAAUAUAGUCUUGAUCUAGUAACAUUUAUCACAUAUUCGGAUUUAGAUGGAGAUGUUCCAAAGAGCUUUCUCGGGAAUACAGACAGAGAUACAGUGGUGGUAAACAAACUAGUCAGGCCAUUUGUAGCAAGUGCUGUCAGAGUCAAUCCCAGAACAUGGUCGGGUCGUAUAUCCAUGAGAUUCGAUGUCAUAGGAUCUUCAACAGCACAAGCCCCGAGUUCAACUCUAACAUAUUCUGAAUCUUCUCUUGGAGAGUUUCAAACCACCAGCUCUAACGUAACUAUCACAAGUAAGUAG